This is a messenger RNA of Nestor notabilis (Kea), 2436 nucleotides long. RefSeq names its product solute carrier family 4 (anion exchanger), member 2 (gene SLC4A2). Gene Ontology annotation, biological process: transmembrane transport; bicarbonate transport; regulation of intracellular pH. The record is from RefSeq and is a predicted model, not a curated record. Gene Ontology annotation, cellular component: basolateral plasma membrane; plasma membrane; apical plasma membrane. The annotation marks the transcript as partial. The transcript has 17 exons. NCBI's taxonomy places the organism in Eukaryota, Metazoa, Chordata, Aves, Psittaciformes, Psittacidae. Gene Ontology annotation, molecular function: solute:inorganic anion antiporter activity; monoatomic anion transmembrane transporter activity.
GACCACAAGGAGCCCAUGACACGGCACCGCAAGCAGGACAGGCAGCCCCAUGAGGUAUUCGUGGAGCUGAAUGAGCUGGUGGUGGACAAGAACCAGGAGCUGCAGUGGAAGGAGACGGCACGUUGGAUUAAGUUCGAGGAGGAUGUGGAGGAGGAGACGGACCGCUGGGGCAAGCCGCAUGUGGCUUCCCUGUCCUUCCGCAGCCUCCUGGAAUUGCGCAAGACCCUCUCACACGGAGCUGUGCUCCUUGACCUGGACCAGAAGACGCUGCCAGGGGUGGCUCACCAAGUGGUGGAGCAGAUGGUCAUCACUGACCAGAUCCGGGCCGAGGACCGUGCCAAUGUGCUGCGGGCACUGCUGCUCAAGCACAGCCACCCAAGCGACGAGAAGGACUUCUCCUUCCCCCGAAACAUCUCUGCGGGCAGCCUGGGCUCCCUGCUUGUGCACCACCACAGCACCAACCACGUGGCUGAGGGUAGUGAGCCGGCUGUCACCGAUCCCCUCAUUGCUGGCCAUGCCAUGGAGCACGACACGCGGGUUGAUGUGGAACGGGAGAGGGAGGUCCUCACCCCCACCCCCCCAGCUGGCAUCACUCGCUCCAAGUCCAAACACGAGCUGAAGCUGCUGGAGAAGAUCCCGGACAAUGCUGAGGCCACGGUGGUGCUUGUAGGCUGUGUGGAGUUCCUGGACCAGCCCACCAUGGCCUUCGUUCGGCUGCAGGAGGCAGUGGAGCUGGACUCGGUACUGGAGGUGCCUGUCCCCGUGCGGUUCCUCUUUGUGCUGCUGGGACCCAGCAGCACCCACAUGGACUACCAUGAGAUUGGGCGCUCCAUCUCCACCCUCAUGUCUGACAAGCAAUUCCAUGAGGCCGCGUACCUGGCCGAUGACCGCCACGACCUCCUCAAUGCCAUCAAUGAGUUCCUGGACUGCAGUGUGGUGCUGCCGCCCUCCGAGGUGCAGGGCGAGGAGCUGCUGCGCAGCGUCGCCCACUUCCAGCGUGAGAUGCUGAAGAAGAGGGAGGAGCAGGAGCGAAGGCUGCUGCUGGAGCCCAAGUCCCCCGAGGAGAAAGCGCUGCUGAAGCUGAAGGUGGUGGAGGGCGACGGCGAGGGGGAGGAUGAUGACCCCCUGCGGCGCACGGGCCGACCCUUUGGGGGACUUAUCCGGGAUGUGCAGAGGCGGUACCCCAAGUACCUGAGUGACUUCAGGGAUGCGCUGGACCCCCAGUGCAUUGCAGCUGUCAUCUUCAUCUACUUUGCUGCACUGUCACCAGCCAUCACCUUCGGAGGGCUGCUGGGGGAGAAGACGCAAGACCUGAUUGGGGUGUCUGAACUGAUCAUCUCCACGUCGCUGCAGGGUGUGCUCUUCUGCCUCCUGGGCGCCCAGCCCCUGCUCAUCAUUGGCUUCUCAGGGCCCCUGCUUGUCUUUGAGGAGGCUUUCUUCACGUUCUGCACCUCCAAUGAGCUGGAGUACCUGGUGGGGCGCGUCUGGAUCGGCUUCUGGCUCAUCCUUAUCGUGCUGGUCAUGGUGGCCUUUGAGGGCAGCUUCCUGGUGCGCUUUGUCUCCCGCUUCACCCAGGAGAUCUUCUCCUUCCUCAUCUCCCUUAUCUUCAUCUAUGAGACCUUCUCCAAGCUGGCCAAGGCGGGAUGGUGGCAUGGGCGCUGCUCGGGCCCUGGGGUGAGCCCAGCUUUGGGGGCAGCGCUGAGCCGGGUUGGGCUGCGCAGUGCAGCCAGGGCUGGGCUGAUGCUGCUCUUUCCCCAGAUCCGGCGACUCAUUGGAGACUUCGGGGUGCCCAUUGCGAUCCUGGUGAUGGUGCUGGUGGACUACAGCAUCCAGGACACUUACACACAGAAGCUGAGCGUGCCCAGCGGGUUCUCAGUGACAGCCCCGGACAAGCGGGGCUGGGUGAUCAACCCCCUGGGUGAGAAGAGUGACUUCCCUGUCUGGAUGAUGGUGGCCAGCGGCCUCCCCGCCAUCCUCGUCUUCAUCCUUAUCUUCAUGGAGACCCAGAUCACCACGUUGAUCAUCAGCAAGAAGGAGCGGAUGCUGCAGAAGGGCUCUGGGUUCCACCUUGACCUCCUGCUCAUUGUGGCCAUGGGUGCGUUGCGCUCUGCCACCCACGCCAACGCCCUCACUGUCAUGAGCAAGGCUGUGGCACCUGGGGACAAGCCCAAGAUCCAGGAGGUGAAGGAGCAGCGGGUCACUGGGCUGCUGGUAGCUGUGCUUGUGGGCCUGUCCAUUGUCAUUGGGGACCUGCUGCGGCAGAUCCCACUGGCCGUGCUCUUCGGGAUCUUCCUCUACAUGGGUAUCACCUCCCUCAAUGGCAUCCAGUUCUAUGAUGACCGGGAGAUGAAGUGUCUGGAUGCAGAUGAGGCCGAGCCCAUCCUGGACGAGCGGGAAGGUGUGGAUGAGUACAACGAAAUGCCGAUGCCGGUGUGA